AACGUUGCAACGGGGAAUGAUUUAGUUUUUACUGAGCGACCUUCUCAUAAGCAAAGGCACCUAAUCGUGACCCACUUUUUUCCACAACUUCGGCAGCCAGGACGAAAAGGGAUUGCACUCAAUUAGUACUUUCUCGGCAGCGGUACACUUAGGGCAUUAGGACCCAAGGGCUACGCGUUUGCUUGCUGUUUCUUUAUCAGAUGACUGCUCAAAGUGCAAGUGCAAACUCGCUAGCACUACUUUUUCCUAAUACGUGUGAACCUAGGGAAAAAAGUCAAAAUGAAAGACCCAGUGAGCGGAUGUACAUAUGACAGAGUAUAUCAGCAUAUCAAAAAGUUUGCCAAAAGUGGUGACAGUUACUGCAAAGACCUCGUAUCUGUCCUUCAGCAGAGGGCUGACCUAGAAAAAAUGUAUGCCAAAGGACUCCACAGGCUGGCUAACAAAGUUACCAAAGCAUCCAAAAACGUAGUAAAAAACUCCAUUUUUGAAGGGUGGAAUUGUAUUUCUCAAGAAAUGGCAUUUACUGCGGAUUUGCAUACGACAUUAGCCAGUGCCAUUCAGCAGGAAGCUGUUAAACCAAUUUGUAAGAUGCUGGAUGAACAGACUAAAAGGAGAAAAUCAAUGGAUAGUGCAGUUGAAAAGUCCUCAAAACUUGUUAUAGACAACUGGAAUCAACAGAUUCGGUGUAAGAAGAAAGUGAUGGGACUUACCAAAGACCAUGAAGCAGUAUUUCGUGCUGUGGAAAACAACAAACAAAUAAUAUCUGAAAAAGAGAAAAAAAAGCUGCUAAAGAAGCUGAAAAAAUCAACAGAGGUGCUGUCAAAAAUAGACCAACAAUACUACGAUCUGAACAGAGCUGGUGAGGACGUCAGAUUGAAAUGGGAAUCAGUAUUUGAACAGUCUUACCAGGUAAUCCAUGAUUUGGAAAAGGAGAAAAUAAAGCUUCUGUGCAAUAUCUUAAAUAAAUACAGCCAGCACAUCACUUGCUUUGGAAGAACACUAAUAGAACGUCAAAUGCAAAUUCAUGAAGUUGUACAAAAUGUCAGCAUUGAUCAGGAUAUCCAGUCAUUGUUGGACGACACAUCCAUUUUAUCAGAUGAAAACAAAAUAGGAUUUCUGCUAACAGAUUAUUAUGAGGAAGACAGUAAGAACACUAUGGACAAAGAGAGAAGGAAGACUGGACUAUCACUGAAACUACAAAGGCUUCAAGAUGACAUAAGCAAAGUAAAGAAGGACAAACAAGGUUUAGAGAAGAUGAUUAGAACAAGUCUCAGAAAUCCAUCAUUUUCAGAUUCAAAAACUGAGGAAACAACUGCAUCAUUGAGACAGGAGGCGGCAUUGAAACUAAUGCUCUUGGAAGUAAAUUUCUACAAACUUGCAUCAUCUAUGGCAGAACUAGAAGGAAAUCCCAAACCUUCCCAUCCACUGAGUGACAGCAUCACUAACUGGAAAGAUAAGGAAUAUUAUCACAGCAUGGUGCAGAUAUCACGGCCUGUGAAAAUGAAAAAUAUACGUCAUCGUAGCAGCUUGACAAACUCUGUAUUUUUGGAUCAUAGAAGUCAUCACGAAGAACCCAGCCCCCAGCAAAUAACUGAACCUAUCUAUGCAAAUCAGACAACUAAUUCAAAUCAUCAUUCAAAAAUACAGGUGGAACAAUCAGAAACGGACACGGGGUCAGCUGACUACGUAAGUGAUCCUAUUCAAGAGGUUGGAUCAUGCAAGGCUCUAUAUGAUUAUCAAGCUGCUAGAGAUGAUGAACUUAACUUGCAACAAGGUGAUAUACUUAUUAUAUACAAGAAAGAUGUGACUGGAUGGUGGCUUGGCAGCUUGCGAGGAAAAAAGGGAAUUUUCCCAGCUACUUAUGUAGAGGAAUUACCGCAAAUGGAAAAAAGUACAUCAGAUGUGUGAAAGAAUAGAGACCCG
This is a messenger RNA of Pristis pectinata (smalltooth sawfish), 1923 nucleotides long. It is a transcript of the gene nostrin, whose product is annotated as nitric oxide synthase trafficking. NCBI's taxonomy places the organism in Eukaryota, Metazoa, Chordata, Chondrichthyes, Rhinopristiformes, Pristidae. Gene Ontology annotation, cellular component: cytoplasm; plasma membrane. The coding region runs from base 280 to 1908 and encodes 542 amino acids. The record is from RefSeq and is a predicted model, not a curated record. Gene Ontology annotation, molecular function: protein binding. Gene Ontology annotation, biological process: signal transduction. The transcript is spliced from 16 exons.